GACGCAGAAGGAGUGGCGGAUGUGCGCGUGGGACAGUCGGUGGCCGGCGGUUGGAUGGCGCAGCUGUGCGGAGCCGGGUGGCGUCACCUCGGGCCAAGCGUGGCCAUGGCAGCCCGGGCGGCGCGCUUCUGGUCUUCAGGAUCCAGUACUGAAUCACCACAGGAGAGGCAAAAACGACUGAUGGCUCGGGGACUCCCAAAGCAAAAAGCAAUUCCUGGAGUGCAACAUAUUAUUGUUGUAGCCUCUGGAAAAGGAGGUGUUGGAAAAUCAACUACUGCAGUGAAUUUGGCUUUGGGAUUAGCAACCUUCGAAUCGCAUGUGGGACUGCUAGAUGCGGAUGUGCAUGGUCCAUCUAUUCCACGUAUGAUGAAUCUGAAAGGAAACCCAGCUUUAACAGACAGCAACUUGAUGAUACCCUUGGUGAAUUAUGGAAUUAACUGCAUGUCAAUGGGUUUUCUGGUGGAGGAAACAGCACCAAUUGUUUGGCGAGGUCUAAUGGUGAUGUCAGCAAUAGAAAAACUGUUGAGACAAGUUGACUGGGGUCAAUUGGACUACCUUGUUAUAGAUAUGCCACCUGGCACAGGGGAUGUGCAGCUUUCCAUCUCUCAAAACAUACCUAUUUCAGGAGCUGUUAUUGUUUCUACUCCCCAGGACAUUGCUUUGUUGGAUGCACAGCGAGCAGCAAAGAUGUUUCAGAAAGUUAAUGUUCCUGUUCUCGGUAUUGUUCAAAACAUGAGUGUUUUCCAAUGUCCCAAGUGCAAACAUGAGACUCACAUAUUUGGGGCUGAAGGAGCAAAAGAGCUGGCAGCAAAGCUUCAGUUAGAUGUCCUAGGUGAUAUUCCACUACAUAUAAAUAUAAGAGAAAUGUCAGAUAAAGGCCAACCUAUUGUUGUAUCUCAUCCAGACAGUCCAGAGGCUAGUGCCUAUCUGAAGCUUAGUGCUGAGGUGGUGAAAAGACUGCCAACAUCUUUUAGAUGAACAGUGAGAUGUUGCAGCCUGCAACACAAUGUGUUUGAAAUUGCUUUUUGUCUCAAUUAGGCAAGUUAAAUUCCUGCUGUGAAGACAGCUGCUGGACCAGAUUUUAGCAGGUUAAUGAAAACUGGAACACAUCAUGCCAACAGAAAAUCUUGUGACGUUAUAAUGAAUGUACUUGGAGCUAUUAGGUUUCUUAUCAAAAUCAAGAUUUAAUUGUUGGUUCUAGUGUGAAAUUACACCUUCUACUGACUACAGUCAAAUGUGUAUAUUGUGUUAUCUUAAUAAAUAUAACAUUAUUGAAAGUGCUAUUUUUCAAAGAAACUCUACAAGGAAUUAAUUAAGUAUUGCAAAAAUUUGUUUUCCCUCCUACCCAUAGUUAACAAAGGAGCUAGACGACUUAAGUUCAGUUCACUUGCUUAACUAAAUCGUGUCCUUUUGUUGUUCUAUACAACUUAAUAUGGUCUUAUUGUUGACUGCAUAAACAUUAUCUAAUAGUUAUGUCCUAAUAAUUAUUUUUGAAGACUUGAUAAAGAAGUUUUAAAUUCGCAUUUCAGAAUUAAGUGUGCAUUUUCUGACUUGGAAUAUAAAUCAUUGAAUAAUGGGUAUUAUUUUAAAUUUCCUCCUUUAUAUUUAUACCUUUGUGACUUUGUCUCUUUACAAUUGAUAUCAUUUUUGUUUUUCUUUCUUUACAUUGCACUGUCCCCAACAAUCUAUUAUUCCAAUUUUCAUGCCUAGAGAUUACAGGUCUUUUUCUGCUGAUAGUUGAUAUCAGCACAAGGCCAAAACACAUAACUCACAUAAAUAGUGUGUAUGUGUUCAAAAAUUAAAUUCUCAACUCCAACUUUGCUUGUGUCAAGGAGUUGACAUGUUUAACAUCUUGUAUUUCAAGUCACAUUAAUAUAUUUUUAAAAGUUGGACUUCAGAAAAAGCCUUUCUGAAUGUACACUAACUCCCAGAAAUGAAUUGUCACUCUUUCCUGUCGCAUUGUUUAAGAACUUAGAUAAUUUUUGUGAAAUUGAUCAUGUCUCUAUUAAGACAAUGGGUAGAAGUCAGUAAAUAGUUGAAUAGAUCUGUAUAAAACAAGAUCUUUUAAAAAUUAAGAUGACCUGCAAUGUUUUUAAGUCCUAGAAGAUGGAGAUGGAUUAAUUCUCAGGACAUGGAAGGAUGCAAUCCAUUGUCAAUGAAAUUUAUCACAAGGAAGUGUGUAUUUAGUUUUAUAGGCACAGGUAUUGGUGAGGGGGACUGUAUACAGUAUUUUCCUCCUUAAGGAAGUCUACUAAUUUUCUAAAUUGUAUUUAUUGAAUGAAUACCUGGAACAGAUGAGUUGCUUAAUGAGGAAAGAUGGACAGCCUUGGCUUCAAUUUCUUGUAGUUUAGAACAGUAAGAGGUCAUUUGAUUAAAACAGGUAAGAUCCAGAGGAUUCUAGACAUGAUGGAUGAGGGAAAAUCUAGACCUAAAUUUCAGUGUUUAAAAAUAAGUGGUUGCCCACUCAAGACAGAUGAGGCAUUUUGUUUUCUUCUUUGAAGGUUGUGAUUCACAGAACUCUUCUUUAAAUGUCAGUAGGAACUGUAUAUUGUUAAGGCAGUGGUAAAUAUUCCUGAUAAAUAUAAGGAUGAAAGAUUACUCAAGUAGAUAGGAAUGCUUAAAUGUGGUUACAAUCGGUGAGUCACUAUCUUAUUAAAUGCAGAGGUUAUGGGUGCUGCAAGGGCCUAUUUCCUAUUAAUUCAUAUGUUUCUGUGUGAUGAAUUGUUUGAAGAACAAGGAAAGCGAUGAAGGCUAAACUUUCACUUUAAAGUUGGGUUAAGAAGAAAAAGACCUUGGGGUGUUCACAGAGAAUCCUUGAAAAGACAGAAUAUGUUAAUAAAGCAUGUUAUCUGUGGUUUUGUGAAUUGCUGCAGAGUUCACAAUAAACUGGACGUUAAGCCAAUUUAAAUAACUUUUGAGUUCUAGGCACCAUAUUUUAGCAAAACUUAACAUUUUGUCAAAAUAAAAUGCAUGAUAAAAUUACAUGUAUGUUACAGCAUACUACCUUGAGAUUCAUUUGCUUAUGACACUUACAGGAAAAUAAAGAUUCAAUAGAAUUUUAUCAAAAUCUAUACAUAAAGAAAGACUGACAAACAACCAAUAUGUAUAAGAAGACAAAUUGUGCAAAUUAAAAAAAAUAGUUGUAAGGUCCUUGAAAGUGAGUCUAGCUUGUGAAAUCAGUUUAGGGUUGUGGUGAGUAAAGAUGUGCAGACUGGUUCAGGAAUAUGAUGGUUCUAGGGUAAGAACUGUUCCUGAAACUGGUGGUAUAGGAGCUAAGGCUCCUGUACCUCCUGUUUGAUUGUAGUAGUGAGAAGAGAGCACGGCCUGGAUGAUGGGGUCUUUGAUGAUAGACGCUGCAUUCUUGUGGCAGGCUCUGGAAGUUUGCUCAAUGGUGGGGAGAGUUUUGCUUAUAAUAGAUUGGGCCAUAUCUACCACUUUCUGUGUUCUUUUUGUUCCUGGUCAUUGGUGUUUCCAAUCCAGGCCAAGAUGUAGCCUGUUAGAAUACUCUCCACUGUGCAUCUAUAGAGGUUUGACAAAGUUUUCCUAAGUGGGAAUAUCUUUUUCUUUCUCUAUACACUAAUAUGUUAAAGAAAACAACAGAAUCGGAGUCAUGUGUUUUUGUUAGAUGAGUUUUUGCACAUUGAGUAUGAUACUUCACGAUACAAUCUUCACGGACCAUCCUAGUUUGAAUUAAAUCUGCUAGAUAAAGAUACUUACUUUUAUUUUGAAACUUUGUCAGUUCUAUAUAUCUUUUCACAUCUUUUUGUUUUCUGGUUAUUUUAGCACAUGAUCUGUUCUUUUAAAAACCUUCUGCUGUUGAUCUUGAAGUGUCUGACUCUUUGACAUUUGCAAAAGGUCACAAGGUUUUCCAAAACUCUCAAUAGAUUGUCUUUCUGUAUUCAUUAAGUUGGUUCAUUUCUUUUGUUUUUCUAUUCAAAAGACAAUCCAUUCAAUGGAAGCAACCAGUGGAAAUAUACUGUAUCCUUUCAAAAUAAGGUUUGGUUCCUCUUCAAGGCUGCCUUAGAGCAGAUCGAUACCCAAACAAAAUUAAAUAACCAGUUUAUUUUAAGAAUACUUGUCUAUCUUUUGUUCCAUAGUUUAAUGAAGUGCAGUAUAAAAAUUAUACAGGAAAUAUUUUCAGCAGUCAGAUAAUAGAUAGUGGCCGGUAAUUUUAAAAAUAACUUAUUCAUUGUUCCUUGUGGUAAAUUAAGGCAAACUAUUGUUAGUAAGCAUGAGAUUAUAAACAUUUCUUAAUCAGCUCCCUUAGUUGGCUGGCUGUUUUUAGAAACAAAACCAGAAAAUACUGGUAACACUUAACAGUCCAAGUGACAUCGGUGGAAGGAGAAACAGAGUUAAUAUUUCAGAUUCUCCAUUGGAACAGAAAU
Mobula hypostoma (lesser devil ray) is the source of this 4385-nucleotide messenger RNA. It is a transcript of the gene nubpl, whose product is annotated as nucleotide binding protein-like. Gene Ontology annotation, cellular component: mitochondrion. The transcript is spliced from 11 exons. The record is from RefSeq and is a predicted model, not a curated record. The coding region runs from base 55 to 978 and encodes 307 amino acids. Lineage: Eukaryota; Metazoa; Chordata; Chondrichthyes; Myliobatiformes; Myliobatidae. Gene Ontology annotation, molecular function: ATP binding; ATP-dependent FeS chaperone activity; 4 iron, 4 sulfur cluster binding. Gene Ontology annotation, biological process: iron-sulfur cluster assembly; mitochondrial respiratory chain complex I assembly.